This is a messenger RNA of Anguilla anguilla (European eel), 1293 nucleotides long. RefSeq names its product protein S100-A1-like. Lineage: Eukaryota; Metazoa; Chordata; Actinopteri; Anguilliformes; Anguillidae. The transcript has 3 exons. The record is from RefSeq and is a predicted model, not a curated record. Gene Ontology annotation, molecular function: calcium ion binding. Bases 403 to 714 code for a protein of 103 amino acids.
UUCACCCCCGGAGAUUGUUGAGGUUCCGGAGGGUUCUUUUAACUGCGUGUCAUUGCUGAGGGCCAACCCGAAAGAUCCUUUUUCUGCACUCCUUAUCUCCACACCCAUAAUCUUUACAGAGCAGUCCAUCCACACGAGCAGGUGCAGUUUCUCUCUCUCUCUCUCUGUCUCUCUCACUCUGUCAUUCUACUGUAUGUGUGAGAUCAAAAACUUUGCCGACAUCAAAGUCCUUUGUAACGUUUCAGGGGGCCGUGUUGGUGGUUGUACGUGGUCGUUAUUUUGCAGUGAACAAAAGUGGCGUAUUUGCCUGUGAUGCACCGUGCUGGGUACCGUAGCGUGCUGGUUUCUGCUGGAUGAGCUGCUGGUCCUUCAUCUAAACGUCUCCCUGUUGUCUCUCAGCGCAUGUCGUCCACUGAGCCCACCUCCAACCUGGAGAAUGCCAUGCAGCUGAUGAUACAGACCUUCCACAAGUACUCGGGCAAGGAGGGCGACCGGUUCACCCUCAGCCGGGGCGAGCUCAAAGAGCUGCUGACCGAGGAGCUGGGGAACUACCUGGGGAACGCCCAGGAUAAGGAUGCGGUGGACAAAGUUAUGGCCGACCUGGAUGCCAACAACGACGGGGAGGUGGACUUCACCGAGUUCAUCAUCCUGGUGGGGGCGCUGACGGUGGCCUGCAACGACUUCUUCGACAAGAAGGCCGAGGAGAAGAAGUAGGGGCGCAGAGUCGGCGGGAGUGUGGGCGAAGCUAAAAGCGUGAGGUGAAGCCGUCUCUACGACACCUUGGUGGAGGAAGAGGACAAUGAUGAAGAAACAACCCCUCCACACACACACACACACGCACACGCACACACACACACACACACAUUCCUCACGACAGCGGGGGUGUGUGCUAUCGCUAAGAAUCAAACGGUGCAGGGCACGCUAUCGCGGAAAAGGACGGAGACGCCAUCACCUCCAGCACUCCACUUCCUCAAACUUCUGCCCUCUCUCAGGGGCGGAGCCAGAGGCCCGGUCCCUAUCUUCCUUACUUCCUAUGAGAAACCCUACGCUUCAGUGUCUGUUGAAAGUCAAACCUCAGCCAUGGGGACCAAAGCAAAUGUAACAUAACACAUUUUGGGUAAUGUCCACAGGAACUUUGUUUUUCGAGAGAUUAAUAUUGAUAUAAAUAUUUGUUAUUUAUUCAAUGUUAAAUGAGUGAAUGGUUUCUUCUUUAUAGCUUUAUAACUUGUUUUCUUUUGUUAUGUACCAAACUGUUUCUCUUUAUUUAAUUAAAUAAACCUAAUAUUUAACCAG